UCAAUGUGUCAAACUCUCAAAUACAACAAUCAUUUGGCUAUAAUUGUAUGAUAAAAUUAUAACUGAAUUCAUUCAAGACAAAAGCAUAUUGUUUCUUUUUAAUGUUAAAUUCAAACCUGCUCUCCGUAGUCUUGUUUAUUAAAUAUUAAUACAAGCUGUGAAAUGAACGAAAUCGAUGAUAAAUUUUACUAUGUCUACAGUUCAUCAUUAGAUCACAAAGUAGAAAUUAAAGUUGGUACCCUAGAAGGAAAGAGAUCCAAACCGGAAUAUGACAAGUUACUGUCGGACCCUAUGCUCAAAUUUUCUGGGCUCUACCAGGAAGGCUGUUCAGAUUUGUAUGUUACAUGUCAGGUACUGUGUGAUGGUGUACCUCUGGCUUUGCCCGUCACUACUUCAUACAAAUCUUUUACUAACCGAUGGAAUUGGAAUGAAUGGGUAACUUUACCAGUCUACUAUAGCGACUUACCCCGCAAUGCCAUCCUAGCGAUGACAAUUUAUGACUGUGCAGGCCCCGGGAAACUGAUGGUAGUGGGCGGCACCACUAUAUCACUGUUUGGGAAACACGGCAUGUUGCGACAGGGCAUGUUCGACUUGCGCGUGUGGCCCGGCGUGGAGGGUAGCGAGAAGACGCCGGGCAAGGCGCCUGACCGAGGCAAAGAACAGAUGCAGAGACUUGCCAAGCUGGCCAAGAAACACCGGAACGGGCACAUACCGAAGGUAGACUGGCUAGACAGGCUGACAUUCCGGGAGAUAGAAAUGAUCAAUGAGAAGGAGAAGAGGAGUUCCAACUACAUGUACCUCAUGAUUGAGUUUCCCACCGUGCAGAUUGACGGCAUCGACCACGCCGUUGUAUACUACGAGCAAGAUGGGGACGAAAUGUAUCAGUUCAGAGCCCAGGCGGAGAUCGUCACUGUACCGGACUACGAGAUAUUACAGGAGAACCUGGUGGAGAGCAAGCAGCACCGGCUGGCGCGCUCGCUGCGCUGCGGCGUGCCGGGCCGCGACGCCAAGCCGUCGGCCGCCGAGCGGGACCAGCUGGCCGCGCUGCUGGCCGCGCCCGCCGCGCUGCACGCGCUGUGCGCCGACGACCAGGACCUCGUCUGGAAGUACCGUUUCUACUUAUCCUCGCAUCGCCGAGCGCUUACAAAAUUUCUGGCGUGCGUGAACUGGAAUCGGCCCGGCGAAGUGCGCCAAGCGCUGGCGAUGAUGAAGCAGUGGGCACCGAUGGACGUUGAAGACGCUCUGGAGUUGCUCACACCCAAGUUCACGCACCCAGCUGUCAGAAAGUAUGCGAUAUCAAGACUGAAGCAAGCACCUGAUGAAGAUUUACUUCUAUACCUGUUACAGUUGGUGCAGGCCUUGAAGUAUGAGGACUACAUGGAAAUACAUGAUGAAUACGCAAGGAUCUGUGGUAAAGAAGUAGCAGUGUACUCCGACUCGGAGGGGAAGUUGCUACAGAGCGGCCACCGAGGCAGCCAGGCGAGCUUGCUGUCCACUUCAGUGUUGACCGCGAGUGAGAUGACGUCAUCGACCACUAGCAGGCAGUCCGACAUCGCGAUUGAGGAGUCCGCCGCCGUCGCCGACAGCCUCGCCAGCAACCCGGCUGCCGUCGACGUCAGCGAAGACUUCAGCGAGCCAGUGGACGCGUCGCAGGAGCGACUGAGCCUGGCCAGCUUUUUGAUCACCCGCGCCUGCCACAACAGCGUGGUGGCCAACUACCUGUACUGGUACCUGCUCAUCGAGUGCGAGGACUGCGACACCGGCGCGCGGGACCUGGCCGCGAGAGCCAUGUACCUCGCCGUCAUGAGGACGUUCUCGCACCAGCUCGCCAAGGGCAAGGCCGAGUUGGUGCGCACGCGCAGCUUCCUGGCCCGGCAACAAGUGUUCAUCGACAAGCUGGUCGCUCUAGUGAAGCGCGUGGCCCGCGAGAGCGGCAACCGCAAUAAGAAGGCCGAGAGAUUGCAGCAAUUUCUAGCCGACCCCGACGCUUUCAAGUUCAACUUCGCAAACUUCGAGCCCGUGCCCUUCCCACUUGACCCCAACGUCAACAUCAAGGGCAUAGUGGCGCGGAAGGCGAGCCUGUUCAAGUCGGCGCUGAUGCCGUGCAAGCUCACGUUCCUCACCAGCGAGGGCGUGGAGUACGAGGCCAUCUUCAAGCACGGCGACGACCUGCGGCAGGACCAGCUCAUACUCCAGAUGAUCACGCUCAUGGACAAGUUGCUGCGGAGGGAAAACUUGGAUCUAAAACUGACACCGUACAAAGUCCUCGCGACGAGCUCCAAGCACGGGUUCCUGCAAUUCAUCGAGUCUGUGACAGUGGCCGAAGCGUUAGCCACCGAAGGAAGCAUCCAGAACUUCUUCAGGAAGUACAAUCCGUGCGAGGGAGCUCCCUACGGCAUCAAACCCGACACGAUGGACACUUACAUACGAAGCUGUGCUGGUUACUGCGUCAUCACGUACUUGUUGGGAGUUGGAGACCGCCACCUGGACAAUCUCCUCCUCACAAAAGCCGGUGCCCUGUUCCACAUUGACUUCGGGUACAUUCUGGGCCGCGACCCCAAGCCGCUCCCGCCGCCCAUGAAACUCAGCAAGGAGAUGGUGGAGGCCAUGGGCGGAGUUCACUCCGAGCACUACCACGAGUUCCGGAAACUGUGCUACACAGCAUUCUUGCACUUGAGAAGACACGCCAACCUGGUGCUGAACUUAUUCUCUCUGAUGACGGACGCGUCAGUGCCCGACAUAGCUCUGGAGCCCGACAAGGCGGUUAAGAAGGUGCAGGACAAAUUAAGGCUAGACCUAGGUGACGAGGAAGCAGUACAUUACCUCCAGAAUCUUCUAGACAUGUCGGUGACGGCUGUGAUGGCGGUCUUAGUUGAGCAGUUCCACAAAUUCGCUCAAUACUGGAGAAAGUAGCACAUACAUUUAUACCAGUUAAUGGAUAUUCAUACGAUUAAUGCCAAGAAUAACUUUGACCUUGAGAAUUCGAAGCAAUUGACAAUAAGUUUAUUUUUAAAAAAACUAUGAAAAUCGGCCAUAACCGUGCGACUUCCACAUCGGGUGGACGGGGUUUUAUCCCCGUCACGCUACUCUUACUAGAGUUACAUGCAAUAGAAAAUAUCUUGCUUUAAUGUUGACGGAAAACAUCGUGAGGAAACCUGCAAGCCUGAGAGUUGUCCAUACUUUUCUCAAAGGCGUGAUACGUCUACCAAUCCGCACUUGUUACUUAGAAGACUACGGCCUGAACCCUUCUCAUUCUGAGAAGAGACCCGUGCCUUGUAGUGAGCCGAUAAUGGGUCGAUGACGAUGGAGAUACAAUAAUUACUAUAACACAACAAAGUCGAUUUAGAUUUUUGUCCUACAUAUUGUCAAUCGUAAUAGAUAAUGCUGACGA
Messenger RNA from Pararge aegeria (speckled wood butterfly), 3391 nucleotides. RefSeq names its product phosphatidylinositol 3-kinase catalytic subunit type 3 (gene Pi3K59F). Gene Ontology annotation, cellular component: cytoplasm; membrane; phosphatidylinositol 3-kinase complex, class III, type I. Gene Ontology annotation, molecular function: 1-phosphatidylinositol-3-kinase activity. Gene Ontology annotation, biological process: phosphatidylinositol-3-phosphate biosynthetic process; autophagosome assembly; phosphatidylinositol-mediated signaling. The transcript is spliced from 19 exons. The record is from RefSeq and is a predicted model, not a curated record. Bases 163 to 2913 code for a protein of 916 amino acids. NCBI's taxonomy places the organism in Eukaryota, Metazoa, Arthropoda, Insecta, Lepidoptera, Nymphalidae.